Messenger RNA from Lagopus leucura (white-tailed ptarmigan), 7364 nucleotides. RefSeq names its product SKI like proto-oncogene (gene SKIL). NCBI's taxonomy places the organism in Eukaryota, Metazoa, Chordata, Aves, Galliformes, Phasianidae. Gene Ontology annotation, cellular component: nucleus. The coding region runs from base 441 to 2513 and encodes 690 amino acids. Gene Ontology annotation, molecular function: DNA-binding transcription factor activity, RNA polymerase II-specific; RNA polymerase II cis-regulatory region sequence-specific DNA binding; SMAD binding. The transcript is spliced from 6 exons. The record is from RefSeq and is a predicted model, not a curated record. Gene Ontology annotation, biological process: negative regulation of BMP signaling pathway.
UUGGGAUCGGACGGAGCUCUGAGCGCUUCUGUGUUUUGAUAUCGAAGUACGGACUGGCUUUGACGGCCGUCUGUUUUUGGAAGAGAAAAGUGGCCCCCAGUGGACCUUCUGCACCUCGUUUGUUCCCGAGGUGCUGCUGUGCGACUGGGCAGCGUAUGAAGAACGUCCAUGUGUACAAAUCACGGUGGUUACAUAUAAGACAGUUGAACAAAUGGUUCUAGAACUAGGAGAGAAAAACUGUUUGACUUCUGCAGACUUAAUUUCUUAGUUUUAUGUUCAAAAUGGGUUGCAGGUUUUGCUGUUGGAGGCCGAAGGAUUAAGUGGAGUGCAAACCAGGGCGUGCCUGCGGCAGUCGAGAUCGCUUCAAAUCGUUUUUUGUCUAAGCAAGCAGGAAAAUGUGCAUUCGAGACUGUAAUUAACUGAAGUUCUGGUGUUCAGCGAUGGAAAGCCCACAAACAAAUUUCCCUCUAGGACUCGUUUCAGAGCAAAAGAGGAGUGGGAUCCAGGAGGAUGGGAGCCCCCCGCUGAAAAAGCUAAUGACGGAGAUGCACGUAAAUAGCCAAGUACGAGUCGUGAUAAAUAAACUGCCAACAAUCAAGAAGGAAAACUUGGACGAAUAUGACGAAACUUCUGUGGAGGCUGACGGGGAGAGUGCCAAGCCAAACAGUUCCUCAAUCUCUGAACCUUUGAAUUUAAAUCCAGGUCUGAAACACACGUUGGCACAAUUCCACUUGAGCAGCCAGAGCUCGCUGGGUGGACCGGCGGCUUUCUCAGCUCGCUAUUCCCAGGAGAGCAUGUCACCCACCGUCUUCUUGCCUCUUCCAUCACCACAAAUCCUGUCUGCUCCGCUGCUCAUUCCUCCCGACAGCUCCACAGAGCUCACUCAGACUGUACUGGAGGGGGAAUCCAUCUCUUGCUUUAAAGUCGGAGGAGAAAAAAGGCUCUGCCUGCCUCAGGUGUUGAAUUCAGUUCUUCGAGACUUUUCUUUGCAGCAGAUUAAUACAGUGUGUGAUGAACUGUACAUAUACUGUUCCAGGUGCACUUCCGACCAGCUUCAUAUUCUGAAGGUUUUGGGAAUUCUUCCGUUCAAUGCUCCGUCCUGCGGGCUGAUUACACUGACUGAUGCUCAGAGACUAUGCAAUGCUUUACUACGUCCUCGCACUUUUCCUCAAAAUGGCAGCUUUCUCCCUGGUAAGAACACAUUGGCCCAACUGAAGGAGACUGGCAGUGCCUUCGAAGUAGAGCACGAAUGCCUGGGCAAGUGCCAGGGUUUGUUUGCACCUCAGUUCUACCUUGCUCCCGACGACCCCUGUAUCCAGUGUCUGGAGUGCUACGGGAUGUUCUCACCCCAGACCUUCGUGAUGCAUUCGCAUCGAUCCCCCGACAAGAGGACCUGCCACUGGGGCUUCGAGUCAGCCAAGUGGCACUGCUACCUUCAUAUUAACCAAAAAUACCUGGGAACGUCGGAGGAGCGGGAGCUGAAGCAUCUCUUGGAGGAGAUGAAGGAGAAAUUUAGUGAGAAAAAUCAGAAAAGAACUCGAUCAAAAGUGGAUUCCCAGCAGAGCCUAGAUUUAUCGCAGUGGUAUCCUGUGAUCAAGCAGGAAGCAGAAGCUGAUCCUCAGCCACCUUCCUUCUUCCAUCCCAGUUACUACCUUUAUAUGUGUGACAAAGUGGUUGCCCCAAAUGUAUCUCUUGCAUCACAAUACAAGGAUGUUACAAAAACAACAGUCAAAGCUUCUGAGGUAAUCAAGUCUUCAUCUGGAAUGUCAGAGAAAAAGCUCACUAGUGGAAAGCACAAAAAACCUGCCUCCUAUCCAGAGCUUUCUCUUGAGGAACAGGAGAAAAUUGACUUGAAAACUGGUCUGGAGCAGCAUAAGCGUUUAGAUCCCCUGGCGUCAGCUCAUUCUGCAAGAGGUGGGAAAUCCGAACGUCUUUCUUCCAAAAGCAUGAGAGGCUCCAGAUGUGUUGAAGUAGGUAAUGAUGGGAGAACGUUGUCCCCCACUCUCAUGAAAGACAUCAGCUGUGAAGACGACAAGGGAAGGAUCAUGGAAGAAGUAAUGAAAACCUACAUCAAACAGCAAGAGAAACUAAAUACUAUUUUGCGGAGGAAGCAGCAGCUCCAAAUGGAAGUGGAAAUGUUAAACAACUCUAAAGCUAUGAAGGAACUGAGUGAAGAGCAGCAGAAUUUGCAAAAAGAACUUGAAUCUCUGCAAGCUGAGCACGCUCAAAGAAUGGAAGAGUUUUAUUUUGAGCAGAGAGACUUGGAGAGGAAACUGGACCAAAUGAUGAAGCAGAAGUGUACCUGUGAGUCCAGCUCAGAGAAGGACAAGGAAGCAGAAUAUGCAGCACAGCUAGCAGAACUGAGACAGAGACUGGAUCACGCAGAGGCAGACAGACAGGAGCUUCAAGAUGAACUGAGACAAGAACGAGAGGCAAGGGAGAAGUUGGAGAUGAUGAUAAAAGAAUUGAAGCUGCAGAUCUUGAAAUCUUCAAAAAAUGGGAAUGGAAAAUAGAAGUUGGAAAACAAGCACGACUGCGUCCUUCAAACAGGGUGUUCCAUUUUUUAAUGAAUUGUGAGCAGUUUCUGUGCGAUAAGAAGUAUUCUCUACAGAUUUCUGUUUGCCAUACAAGUGCAGAUGAAGAUAUACAUAUAUAUAAACAAACAGAUAGGGACACAUUUUUAGAUUUUCCUACCCAAUGGAAAUCUGCAUUUAUUUGUACUGGUUUUUCUCAAACUAUGAAAAAAUAAGAAAGUUCAGAUUUAGAGUGCCCGGUUUCUGUUUAUUUCUAAUGCAGCCCUUGAGGACCCUCUGCCUUCUAACAUUGUCUGUUAAAACAGGUUUGAUGAUCUUUAUUUUAUUAUCGAUUUCACAUCCGGUUAUAAAAGUACUUAAAAAAAAAAUCUUAAUUUCUUCAAGGCCAAAAACAGUUGAGUUUUCAGUGAGAAUUUUGUGUUCCUGAGCCGGGGAAAGAAUAAAGGCAGCUGUGAGGUAAUGCUCAAAAUCACCAUGACAGUAGAUGGAUGAUUAUCAGAAGUGAUUUACCAGCAUGAGUUUUCCCAUAAUUCUGUUACGUGAAGUCAGGCUGACCUUUUCAGUGUGAGCUACUUGACAACUCAGUCAGCAGUUUUAGAGCAGGUGUUUGAUCACCGUGCUGGAAGAACAAAGCAUUAGGAGUGUUGGUUUUUUGUUGUUGUUUCAAGUUAAGGAAAAAUGACAUUCAGAAAUGGAAUGUUCUAAAACUAAAAAUUCUCAGUUUUUAUUUUCUUGUACAUAGCAGUUAAAGGAAACUGUUUAUCAGGUCUGGUAGCUGCAGGACAAGGGGCAGUGGAAGGUGUCCCUGCCACGGCACAGAGCUUGCAGCCAGAUGAUCUUUGACUGUCCCUUCCAGCACAGACGUGUAGGAUUCCUUGGCUUGCCUGGUUUUCAGGUACCAAUGCUUCCAAGAAAAGUAAUAUUUAUUAAAAGAAAAAAAAAAUUACUGGUUUAUUUAGUAUCUUAAGCCUCUACACUUCAAGCUUCCUGUUAACUUGUGAAUUUUUCUUUCUAUACAUAGAACAGGCCUUAACUGACAUUGUGGUAAUUGCUUAGAGAAAUAGAAUUCUAAGAUACAGCACUUUGAAAAUCAGUUUGAUUGUUUCUACAUUUGAAUGGCAUGGUGAUGUUACCAUGCAUUAAGAAAUACAGCAUGUUUGUUGAGCUCUGACACUUAGAAAUAUGUCAUUGUACAGAAUUUCCACUUUAUGUGUAUAUAUUGCAUUUACUCAAGUACUUCAGCAGUCCGAUUCCUGGUAGAUUCAGUGCAUGACUACAGAUUUGGAUGGAGAGGUACUCCUGUGCACUUCUUUUCCAAAAGUUUGACAUCGCUGACAGACGUUGGCUGAUUGUGACUAGAAUUAUCUCAGUAGUUCUGUUAUUUCACUACGUUAUUUUAACCCGUGUUCUAGCUUACGUUUGCUGUUUGGUUUUUUUAAGGUGCUUAGGUUUAUUAUUCUCUUAAAGAAGUUGAUUAAUUCUGGAUAAAACCACUAGUAAAAUCCACUGGCAUCAGUUUAUUCUGAACUAGUGAAAAUGAAAACUGAGUUCUUUCUUAGCUCUCUUUUACAGAAAUAGAAAAUGGCACAACUCUUUAAGCUGAGUGAGAAAGGAGGUGAUACAAGUUGUGGAGUCAUAGAAUGAGUCUUUCAUACCAGUGCAUGAUUUUCUUUAUGGACCCUGUGUCAUAUUCACACUGAUCGUUAGGGCAGAUUAGAUGAAAAGAAAUGAAACUUAUUUGGCAAUGUUGAUCAGAAAAGGGGAUCCAGAUGAUGUUUUUCACGUCUUCUUCAACUCCAUCUCCAAAUUAUUGCUUAAAAACAGAACAAAAAAAAAGACUGUCUUUACAGCAUAGCAAUGGUUUGGAAGGAAGCGAAUGUGCUGAGUAAAAAUGGCAGCAGUGUUGGUAGAAGAGUGAUGUGAGGCACUGGAGCUCAAGGCUGGAUCAGCUAGAUUGACGAGUCAGGAAACACCAGCCUGGGAAACCAGAAGGUUUCAUUGGGGUGUUAUCAUUUCUAGCUGCUUUUCAGUAUCAGGGUUGUGAACCAAACUUGUUCAGUUGUCAGUGUAGAUAAGGCCCUCCGGACUCACUUCAUAUGGCUGAAGUGAUGGGUUCACUGCAGUGUUUGUAGCUUAGCUGUCAAACAAAUGGAAUCCUCAUGGGAUUAUGAUCUUAGAGCACUGUACUUUCAGUUUUUAUUCAGGUCCUGUCUGUGUGACGUUCCUUGCUCUGAGGUUUCCCACUUCACCUCUGGUUGAUUUCAACCUGUGGCAGCUGCUGCUAUUGCUGGGCUUCCCCUGCCCCAGCCUGCACUUCUGCUGUGCCAACCAGCUUCUGCUGAAGGCAGCCAUAGUUUGUACUCCUGUUUUCACUUCUGCAAGAACUCUAGCAGCUGGCAUAGAGUUUUAGCAGUUCCAGCUGCAGGUGAGGCUUCCUAAUACUUUUAAGACAUCUGGCUGAAAAAGUUAGCUGGACAUCUGUUGAGAUGACCUUAAAAUAGCUUUGUAAAUAUUCCAUUUAGUUAAUCUAAAGUUAGAAUGCGUUUUAAAUUAUUGUAAUCCUCUUAAAAUUCUUCAAUAUUACUUUCAGGUUGCUUACAUAAAUAAUUUUCAUACGUGUAGACUUAAUUUUAUACUGGUUUUAAGUAAUAAUGUAAACAUAACUGUGCCAUAGAUUUUGUGCGUUCGGUCUUUGAAAGAUAGUUUUUGAGUGAGUUGUAAAUAACACUCUGGUAGCUCUAGAACAAACCCACAUUGACCUUUUCUCUCUACCUUAUGCUUGUUAUAUUGAGUGGUUUGUUUUACAACCUAACAUAGAAUCUUGCAAUGAACACUUGAGGGCCCUCACUUAAGUACACACUCAAUGGUAGAAGCCAGUUCGGUCGUUAGGUUCUUGCUUUGAGCCAUGCUCGUCUGAUGCAUUUCUCUUUGUUUUGCCUUCAGCUUUCAUUUGCUGAUCUUCCAGGCAGAAAGUUGCUUUCUCACAUAGUUGUGGCAUUAAGUCUUCAGAGGAGAAAAAAAAAAUACAAAUAAAGCCUAGAGUUGUUCAGUGUUUUAAUAGUUUCCUGGUUGAGCACCUAGAGUGCAAACAAAGCUGCCUGUGUGUGCACUUUCUGGAACUCGGAUUCAGGGUGAAUGUCUGUUUGCUCCUAUGUGUCAGGAAAACAAAAAAGGACUUUCACAUGCUUUGUGUGCUCUGAUGAGCACGAAGAUGUGAGAACUCAGAGAGUACAGCGUGCAGCUUUGGCCGUCUGGCAGUACCCUCGCUCACAGUACCCUGGAUGGAAGAGAUGUUAUCUCAGAUCUCCAAACUCAUGUUUCAGUUUUUGUAAAGCAUAUCGUUGAGCUCGGGAAUUCAGAUAAAUGUGGUUCUGUUUCACAUUCUUCCACUAAUUUUAUUCUAUAUUUAAUAUAUUAUAGCUUAGGUGUAAAAUCGUUUGUAUAUAGUGAAGGCAUAAUGCAAUUAGUGAAGUAGGAAAAGUUGGGUGGAAGCUUGAAGCUUCUGGUGGCCCAAAAAAAUGUGGCUCGGUCCAUGUUUUAGAAGUCACAACUGUUUGUUCAUACAUUCUUGGUUUAUCUUGGGGGUUGGAUUGCUGUCCCAUGUUAUGGACUAUUCAGAAGACUUUCCUAGCAUUAGCUGUGGAGCUGGCUGUCGUGGUCAGCUUCCUUGAGUUCACUUGUUUGUGGAGCAUAUAUUUUGACUGUCAGCAAAGAGAACGACUUUGUAUUUUUUCUGCACUUAAUUCAUGUAAUUAAUCCACACAACAGUUUUCUAUAAUACGGUGAAGUUGACAAAAGAAUAAUCCCACCUACCUGUUAAUCUGUGCUUGAAAUCUUCCAGUAGUUUUAUUUCAGCUGUCAACAGCAAGCUGCAAUAAGCUGCAAGGUUCAGUUUUCUGUUUUGCUCAUUGAUGUGAGAAGUACUCAUCGAUGUUUUCAUUAUAGAGAGCUUAUAGGAUGUUCAGUUUUUUGCUUAUCUCUUUGAAAAACAGAUCCGUAUUUUCAGCUUUUGUGAACGUCAGUGGCUGCAGCUCACAGAUGGCAUGAGAGCUCGUUGUGUGUCUCCAUUAUUUAGCAAGCCAGUUUUGUUCAGCGUUAGCUGUUCUGCUGGGAAAUGCUUGAAAAAUAAGCAAAGCACUUCGUCAAGCACAGCAAACAAACGGUAUGAAAUUUUGUUAUUGGAAAACUGCCUCCGUAACAACAUCAGUUGACUCUCUGGUUUUCUUCCAAUAUAGAUACCUCACUGAAAGGAAAGCACAGUUACACUGCAUUUAAAAUAGAUGUACGGCUCGCCAAGUUGGUCUGAAAUAUUUUGUUGCAGUUACGUUGCUUCCUGUGAUUGAUGAAAAUCUCUUUUUGUUUUCACGCUCACUCUCAAAAGUAUUUAUUGGUGUUGACAUGCCAGUGUGACUGUGUUGGAUUACAGAAGGUGGCUGCAAAGCGACACAGCGCUCUGCUGGGCUGGAGGCAGCAGCUGGUGACUAUUCCAAACCACAGCAAGCCUGUGAGAUCCAUCGCUGCAUCCAACAGUUUGUAAUACUUUGCCAAUGAUGUACAGUCUUAUUGUUAGCGUUGCUGUGGUUGCAUUACAUGACACACAAAACUGUCCUCUACCUCACGUGAGAUUAACAGAUAUUUUAUAUGGUUUUAGUAAACAAAAUGCAUCUAUCUGGUCACUUAGUUUACAAAUUUUGAAUUAUAUUUAUUGAAACAUGACAUACUGUGCUCUUAGCUUAUACCUCAAUUGUAUUCUGUGCUGUUAUCCAUUUUCAUGCCUUGUAAAUACGUGUACAGAUUGUGGAUUCAAAAAUAAAAACUGUACCAUCAGAA